Molecule: messenger RNA, 8646 nt
Organism: Tetrahymena thermophila SB210
Lineage: Eukaryota; Ciliophora; Oligohymenophorea; Hymenostomatida; Tetrahymenidae
Product: transmembrane protein, putative
Exons: 13
Source: RefSeq, a predicted model, not a curated record
AUGUGUUCUUAGUGUGAUUUCUUAGGAAAUUGCUAAGAGUGCAUGCAAGGAUUUUAUUUAAAUCCAGAUAUAGGUUAAUGCUAAUCUAAUUGCGCCUAAAAAAAUUAUUAUCUCAAUUUAGAUAAGUAAUUAUGCUAACCAAUCUGCGAUUAUGGAUACUAAGAGUCAAAAAACAAUUUUAUUUGUGUAAAAAACUAGAAAUGCUCUCUUGUGUAAGAAUACGGCAUAAAUCAAAGAUAAAUCAUAGAUUCUACUUUAGUUGGAUCUGAUUUUAUCGUUUUAUGUUAAUCUUUUAACUCUACUUCUAGCAAAUAUUCAUAUUUUUUGAGAAUAUAUGAUUAAAAUCUUAAUUUUAAAGGAGAAGUGUAAUAAUUAAAUGAUGCUAUUAAAAAAUAUUAUUAUGAUGAAAAUAAUAAUAUCUUUAUCACAUGCUCAUUGACUUAAAUAAUUUUUUGGUAGGCAUCAACUUGGAAAGUUAAAAGAAUUGAUCUUCUAUCAAAUUAUGUUUCAACAAAUAAAUAUGUAGUUUUUCUUGAUCAGAACUAUCUAAUUUUAUAAGAUUAAUCUGAAAAAAUAUUCACAUGCUUUAAUAUUGCUAACUAAUCUUAAGGUACAAAUGCAUUUAAUUUUAGCAUUCAAAUUUAACCUCUAUAACAAGGUUAACUGAAAAUCUUUAAAGGUCUCAAUGAUUUCUUUUACACCUCAUUUUAAUAGACUGGAUUUUUCUAAUGGAAUAUUGCCUUUAAUAAUUAAACAUAAUAACCCACUCAAUAUUGUAAUAGUACCAUGAUUGCAGGAGGACUUGCAGCUAUUAACGAUGAUUAUAUUGUUUUUGGAAUGUCUGUUAAUAAUAAUUUGGGUGUUUGGAGAAGAAAUUAAUAAUAGUUCUAUCAAAUAAAUAUUUCUUCUUAUCAAUCUAUCACUUCUUUUAUUUUAAUACCUUAAUUGUAAUCAACUAACCAAAUAAACUUAAUAGCAAUAAGCUAAAAUUAAUGUAUGAUAUUAUAAUCUUAAAACAUAUCUAGCGAUUUUUAACUCUAAAAUAGUACAUAAAUGAAUGUUACCUUUUAAGUUAGUUACAAGCAAAAUUUUUUAUACAUAAGAUCAAAUUAAACAUUUAUCUUAUUUUCUCUUCAAAACUAAUAACUCACUUACUUUCUAUCAGGAAAUCCAUAGAGUCCAGAUAGUUAAUAAUAUUAAAGCAUGUAUUACUAUAACAACUAAAUAUAUGAGUUUUAUCAAAAUACUAUGUUCAUAAGCUAGUUAGCUUAAUAAUAAUAGUAGCCAUCUUAAUUGCAAUAUUAGUUAGUGAAAAAAUCAGAAAAUAUUAAUUUUUACUAAACAACAACUGUAGAUAUCAUAAAUUCAAUGACUUUAGAUCCAAAUUAUGAUGGAUAAUUAAUCGUUGCUGGAAAUGAUGGGUCAAUAAGAGUGUAUGAAGUUGUUGAUAGUGAUAAUUUAAGUUUUUUAUAACUAUUUGUUUAAUAUCAUCCUUCAUGCAGCUAGAAUCUUGUUAAUCAAAUAUGCAAUGCAGCUAAUUAAAUUACUGUCUCUGAUUUAGGUUAUUAUUAUGUCAUUUACAAAAAUCCAACUGCUUAAUUUGUAACUGUAUGGCAAAGAAAUCCAUAUUCACUAACUUUUAUUUCUGAUUAUACUCUAGAAAUUUCUCCUACGAGCACCAUUUUAAAUUGCCUAGUUUAAUAGAAUUUUCUUUUGAUUUAAAAUACUAACCAAUUAAAAAUUAUUGAUUUUUAAAAACAAGCUCUAUUGGUAAAUGAAACUUAUACUUCGACAUAAAAACUUUAUUAUGUGACUCUUGAUAAUCUUUGGGGGAAUAAUAUGAUAAUUUACCUUUAUACAGACACCUUAUCUAUAAGACCUUUAACAAACAAAACAGCUGUUUUUACUAAUAAUUAUAUAAAUAUUUAUGGAUCAACAUUUUAUAACCAAUCCUUUCUUAAAGCAUAAUAUUAUCCUUAAAAUAAGGUUUUAGCUUUUAACCUUUAUUUUAAUAUAGUAGUUUACAAUCUAACAGAUUUUUCUAACUUGAUGAAAUCUUAUACGAACGCAAAUAUCCAUUAAUUACAUAAUUUUUGCUAUAACCCUGCCACUAAUGCAUCUAUAUAUUAAGAAUAAUUCUUCAAAAAUAUUGGAGUUAUUUAAGGAAAUAACGUCUUAUAUAAGCAAGUAAUUACAGGCUUUUUCACUCCAUACUGCGGUUAAACAAAUUAAAAUAUUUUCUAUUACUUUGUUACUCCUAAUGUGAAUACUGUUUAGAACACUGUUUAUGUUAUGGUGAUGCCUGAUUUUCAAACUAUUCACGUGUUAUCAUUUUAAUAAUAAAUUACUUCAUUAAAAGUAGAUGAAUAAAAGCUUAUUUUGUAUGUUUCUUUUUCUAAUGGAGACAUAUUCUCAACCAAAAUAAUCUUAAACUUUACAAUUAACUUGUAAAACUAUAGCAAUGUUUCUUAAUUUUUUUAUUCUAAAAAUAAAAAAUAUUUUCUAAUGUAUUCAGGAUAUAACAUAAUGGUUGUUGACUCUUUAACCUUACAACUUAUAAAACAGUUUUCAACUCCUAAUCAGUCUUCAUAUUCCUUAUAAUUUAAUGAAGAUUUGGAUAUCGUUAUAUUAUACUAAAACAAUUUUAUCUAUUAGUGGUAAAUAAAUUCUGGUUAACUAUAACAAUAUACAACAUUGCAUUAAACUAACAUUACUAACUGUUAUGUAGAUGAUAUUUCUUAUACAGAUAUAUAUUAGUGGCAGCCUUCAAAAGACAUAGAAAAAGCAUUUUCUUUUAAAAUGAGAGUUAUAGGUUCUCAAGAAAAAGUUACAUUAAAGGCUUAAUUUCUUUAUGACUGGACUUUUAUUUUUGAAUAGAGAUAGAUCACAUAACUAGAUAGAUAAUAACUGCUAACACAAUUUGUAAUUAAUACUUUUAAUCCUGAAGUUUAAGAUCUUUUAGUAUCAUACAAUUUAAGACAAUUGAUUUUUUGGAGUGAUUGCUCUGUAGGUUUUUGCAGUCCAAAAGUUCCAAUUUAUUCAUUAGAUACUGGACUCUAUAUAUCUGAAGUUCCAUAUGAUCAGUAAACUUAAAAUGGUAUGAUUAUAAGAUUGAUGAUAGAUGAAAACACCAAUAGCAUUGUUAUAUUUAAAGAUAAAGUACCAAAAAUCAUAGUUAUAUUUGAUCUAUUCAAUCUCCAAAUUGUUGGUCUAUUUAGCCAUAUUACAGAUGUAUAUAAUUUUCCUUUAAAUAAUUAUAUUUUAAUAGAAGAAACAGCAAAUUUAAUCAUUUACAGUGGCACAUCAGUAGAGUCAAUACAAAUAGAACAUUUACUUUCUCCAUAAAGUAGAACUAAAUCUAUUCUUCCAAACAGAAUUAAAAAAUAUCAAUAUUUUGAUAAUGGAUAAUUAUACUUUUUUGAUAGUAAAAGUUAGAGUUGGUUAUUUAAUGUUUAAAAUAAUAAUUUAAUGAAUGCUGUCAAUACGAAUUCUUAAAUGUAUUCGUUAAAUAUAAAAUACUUUUUUUUUGUUAACAAUUACAUUUAUGUGAUAUAUAUUAAUCAAAUCAUAAAAAUAGACUUAAAUUAUUAGAUCGUCUCUGCUUAAAAAAAUGAAGUAGAUAAAUCUAUUAUGUUAGAUAGUUCGCUUCUUAUCACAGAUUAUUCAGGAAAUAUUCUUUAAUAUGAUUUAAAUUCUUUGAGUUAAUUAGGAUAAACCAUUAAAAUCGGAUAAAGAGCUUAUCAAAUACUUUUAAUAUCAAGUCAUAAAUAAGUAUUUAUAUCUACUAACAAAAAUACGAUCUAUAUUUUAAAUUAUAUCUCAUCUACUUUGGUAAAAUGGUUUAAUCCCACUUCUGAUUAAAUUUAUAAAAUGUAUUUAGAUUCUUAAAAUAAUAUUCUAUUUAUAACUAUGGUAAGUGGUUAAUGCUUUGUCUUUGAUAAAACAGCAAUACAGAAAAGUAACUCAUAGAAUGCAACUUAAUAUUCAAUAUAGUUAUCCUCAUCUAACAGUCAAAUUUAUUAAAUUGCUAUUGAACCAGUUUCAGGAAUAUUUUUAUCUUAAAUUAUACCUGCAAACACUAUCCCUUAAAUUAAUUGCUAUUCUUAUUAGUUUAGUGAUGCUUAGAGACUUUAAUUAAUAGGGUUAAGUUAUUAUGGAUCUAUUCCAUCUUUUACAAGAUCUGCAGAUAUGAAAAUAUAAUUUAUUCAGAGUUAAAUUUUUAUUUUCACUUCAUAUUAGCUUAUGAUUUAUAAUUAGGAUUUAAGAUUAGCUAAUAUGUUAAGGACAACUAUCUUGUUUACUAAUUUAAAAAAAAUAAUAUUAAUUCCUUCCCCUCAGAAAAAUGUUACUUUAUUUUUUGCUGAAUAAGAAAAUAGGAUUUCAUUUUACUCUUAUCAAAUUAAUUUGAUUUAGUUAUAUACUCAUUCUUGUAUAACACCUCACCUGAUUGAUUACUUAUUGGUACAAAUAUCUUAUGGUUUUCAAGUUAAUAUUUUAGUACUUUGUGAUGAUAGAGUUAUUAACGAUGAAAUAUACCUAUAGGAUAUGUUGACAUCUUUAAGCUAGAUUUAAAGCUGCUAUACCUAAUCAAACUCAACCUUAUAUUAUUAAUUUUUACAGACACUCCAGAAGUUAGAUUCAUCUUUUCAAUAACAAAAUGCUAAUCCCUAAUAAGUUCGCAUAGAAUAACUCUAAUAAACUGAUUUUGGACCAUAUUAAUCUAGUAGACUUAUUACUUAUUCUUAAAGAAACUUAGAUACUUCUAAUUUGAAAGAUAUGAUAAUAGUAGAAAACAGCUUUUUAGAUUAUUAAUUUUAAGAAUUAAUAUUAUAAAAUUUUGUUUUUGAUAUGAGUGUAGCAUAAUCUAGCAUUUUAUUUAAAUUUGUCAAUAGGUUCUUAAUUUCAGGAGCUUUUCUUGAAUAGCUUUACUCAUCAUAAUAAUAAUCAUUCUUAAUGAUAUAAGGAGUGAAGAAUAUUACUUUAUAGAAUAUUAUAUUCUAAGACUUCAGCUUACUUUCAUUUUUAGUUUCAAAUAAUUUUUACUUUGUUGAAGAUACUUAAGUUUUAGUUGAAUAAAAUAUUGCUAACCUAUAUAACAUUUCUUCAAGUCAUAGCACUAAAAUUUAUUAAAGUUUAAUUUUUUUUAAUUACACUGAUUACGUCAGCAUAUAAAAUUGUUAGUUUUAGUAUAUUAAAUGUGAAAAUUGUCUUGGUGGAGUAUUUUAAAUUUAUUCAGGAGUGAGCCAUAAAAUUUUUAAUUCUACAGCUUUUUAAGUUACUGCUUAGAUUGGAGGAGCUUUAGCGAUAUUAGAAUGUCCAACUUGUGGCAUCACUAUUCAAAAUUGUAAUUUCUAAAACAACUAAGCUACAAUUUAUGGAGGAGCUAUUUAUCUGUAAAACUCAAAUGUUUCAAUAGAAUAGUGUUUUAUAUAAAAAAACUAAGCUAUGAUUGGUGGCGGAAUAAAAUAUACUUAAAUAAAACCUAUAAUAUCUGAAAAUAAAAUUAUAAGGAAUCUUAAAUAUGAUGACUUAUAUAGUAAUUAUAGUAGUUUAAGCGCCGAUACUGAUUCUGAUUUCAGAAAUCUUUAAAAAAAUUAGUAAUUGAUAAAUAAUAACAUUGCUUAGAUAUAUGAUAUUAAAAAUAUUUAAUAAAAUUAUGAUUAGUAAGACGUUUCUGAUUAAUUUGUUCUAGAAUCAUACUAAUUAAAUAAUUUUAGAAGUGGUGGCAGUCUUAAUUUCUAAAUUUAAGUUUUAGAUGAAGAAGGUAAUCCAAUAAACUUUAUUCCAAAUUAGAUUAAACAGAUGAAGUAUGAAACACUUAUAUUAAAUGAAUUACUAGCAUUAAGUAUAAAAAUAGGCCCUUUACAUAAUGAUAAGCUUAAAGUUUUCGGAUAGUAUACUGCAAAUUUUGAAUAAUUUAAUACAGAGACAAAGAGCUUUGUAAUUUAAAAUAUGUAGAUAGUUUCAAAUCCUUCAUCUUCUAAUAUUGUUAAGAUUACUUCGGAUUCUCUUAUCAAAAUUGACAAAACUACAAGAUAGAUUGACUUAUAAAAUACAAAUAAGUUAUACAGUUUAUUACAAGUGAAUACAAGAGCAUGUAUUUCAGGAGAAGUUUAUUUAAGUGUAGACUUAGUAUACUAAUGUUAUGAGUGCCAAUAAGGAACAUAUUUUUUAAAUGAACCAACUUUAACUGAUAAUGUCUGCAUAAAGUGUCCAUAAAAUGCCUAAUAAUGUAAAUUAAAUUAAAUUGAUCUAAUGCAAGGCUAUUGGAGGAUUAAUAAAUAAUCUGAUAGACUCAUUUUAUGUUCAAGAAACCCAAGCAAUUGUGUUCCAAACGAAGCUAAAAACUACUGUGUUAAAGGGAAUUAUGGACCCCUUUGUGAAUAGUGUGAUGUAUAUGGAAAUAUUUGGGAAGAAUAAUAUAUUACUGAUGGAAAUUACAACUGUUAUCCUUGCUCUGAAUUAUAGAAUAGACCCUAUUAUUCUCUUUUAACUUUAAAUCUAUCUCUUAUGAUCUUAUUUAUUAUUAUAAGCGUAUCUUUGUAGCUUCAUUUUAGUAGGUGUAUAGCAGCAAGCUAUUAUCUUAGGAAAAUGUAAUUAAUAAGCAUUAGUAAAUCUGCUUUUUGGAAUCAAUCCUCUUUUGGGUUAAAAAGUUUAGUGAGUUUUUUACAAAUAACUGGAUUAAUUUUUGCUUAAUUAGAAUUUUCUUUUCCUUUUGGGACUAGAUUACUAUCUAGUACUGUUGGAAUGCCUUCUACAAAUUUAUUUUAUUCACUGGAUUGUAUUUUCGGAAAAAUGUAAGAAAUGUAAAUUGUUUAUUUCAGAACUCUAUGGUCUUUAUUCAUACCAAUCUUAUAUCUCAUUUUCAUUUAAGUUAUUUUGGUGAUAUAUGGAUUUAUUAAGCGUAGGUCUGCUAAGAUUUUGAUUAUUAAUGGAGCUACAUUCUUAUUUUUUUUUACUUAGAACAGUAUUGUUUAUCUUUUACUUAGAAUGAUGUCUUGUAGGUAGAUAGAUGGUAUUUUAUACAUCAACAGCGAUAUAACAUAUGAAUGCUUUACUAAAAAUCAUUUAAAGUUUAUGAAAUAUAUUGGAAUCCCAGGUUUAAUUGGAUGGGUUCUGAUUAUACCUUUAUUUAUUUUUUACAAAUUUUACAAAAAAAAGAAAGAAUUAGAUUAAGUAAGUUUUAGAGAAAAAUAUGGUCAUCUUUAUAAUGAAUAUAAAUCCAGAUAUUAUUAUUGGGAUUUUAUAAAAAGCUACAAAAAGCUUCUAACAACUGCGGUUUUGACACUCUAUGUAAAUCCUUUAGAUAAUAAACUUAUCUUUGGAUUUUUAGUUCAGCUUGCAUAUAUUUAGAUUUUAUCUAGAGUCAAACCUCACUAUAAUAAUUAGCUUUAUAAUAUUGAGUUAUUUAUAGAAUUGAGCUUAGCUGGUUUGCUAUUUACAAGUAUUUUGAUAAAUUAAUCUUCAACACCAGAAAAUUCUUAUCCUCUUUACUUACUUAUAUCAAUCAGCUCUUUUGUUGAAUCUUCAAUGGUAAUAUGGAUUUCAAAAGAAGUCUUCAAAGUUCUAUCUUUUUCGAAUUACAAUAAAAUAAAAUAAAAAAUUAUUUCUUUUUUGUCUUUUAUUAAUAUAAAAAAUCAUAAAAUUAUAGUUGUAUCUAACUCUAUUAAACACCUAUUUUUGUGGAAAAAGGCUAGAAAAUAACUGGUUGGAAAUAAUAUUUUUGAAUAUCUUAAUAAGAUAAGCUUUUAAAAAGAAGAAAGUAAAAACUUGCUUUCACCUUAAAGUCUCUAUAAUUCCUAAGCUGUUUAACAUACUUUUAAACUGCUAUCACCUUAAUCAUAGUAAGGUGAAAAUAUGCUUUCAUAGUAUAAAUAGUAAAAUUUUGAAAGAUAAUUUCCCAACUAAUAACUAACAUAAUCUGCUUUUAAAUUAGAAAAUAGCUAAAAAUUAUAAAAAAGUUUAACAAAAUUGCAACAAGGAUAAUAACAAUAAUAAUCUAUCUCAUUAGUUUCUUCAUAAGUUAAAUUGCAAUAACCCAUAAAUAUAUUUUAAUAAAAUCAAAAAGUAUAAUAAAGGUUUCAAUAGAAUUAAAAAGAAAAAUUUAAAUUGAAAUUAUUUAGACCUUAAAGUAAUAUAUAUGAAUCAUAAUCAAUUCAAAAUAGUCAAAAAAAUCUGUUUGAAAGAAAUUCUAUAAAUUAAAAUAGCGCAAAAAUUAUAGAGUAAUCUGAAAUCAUUGAAAAUUCGAAGAGUCUUUCAAAUAAAAACAUAAAGCACACUACAGAAGGGAUAGAUAAUCAUUUUUAAAAUGAUAAAAAAUCUAAUUAACUUCUUGAAUAACAAGAAUUAAAUUAAAACUUAAAUGAUAUUUUAUAAAACAGUAAUAUUUUCUAAAAAUAGUAACAUAUUCCAACUAACUUUUAAGAUGAUGAUCAAAUAGAAUUUAUGAAUCAUGAAGAACAACCUAAUUAAUAACUAAAUAUUAAUGCAAAUUAAAUCUUUUCCUAAAAUUAAUCACAAAUAAUAAUUAAAGACGAUGAAGGUGAGGAUUUAUAAAUAACCGAAAUUAAUCAAAGAGAAAGAAUAAAAUAAGUUAGGAUACCUGCUAAUAAUUAUAAUGAUGAAGUUGAUUCUAUUGAAGAUUGA